Molecule: messenger RNA, 3954 nt
Organism: Gigantopelta aegis
Lineage: Eukaryota; Metazoa; Mollusca; Gastropoda; Neomphalida; Peltospiridae
Product: hephaestin-like
Exons: 13
Coding region: 1-3954 (1317 amino acids)
Biological process (GO): iron ion transport
Cellular component (GO): plasma membrane
Molecular function (GO): oxidoreductase activity; copper ion binding
Source: RefSeq, a predicted model, not a curated record
AUGGCGGUGCUCGCGCUCGGUCUGUGUGUGUUUCUCAUGGGACCAUUCGUUGUUGAGGCCAGUAGGGAAUACUAUCUAGGUGCGGUGGAGGUCGAUUGGGACUACGCUCCAUCAGGGCGGACUCUGGUCCCUGGUACUUCCACCGCAGCACAAGGUUUCAUCGAGCAGACGGCUAACAGAGUCGGACGUGUCUACAAAAAGGUUAUCUACAAACAAUACACCGACCACAGCUUUUCGGAACAGGUUCCCGGACCGGACUGGUUGGGAAUUGUCGGACCCAUUCUGAAGGCCCAGGUCGGGGAGACGUUAAUGAUUCACUUUCACAACUUCGCCUCCAAGGCAUACAGUGUACACCCGCACGGACUGCACUACGAAAAACAACAUGAAGGUGCCCUUUAUAUCGACAAAACGUCUGGAUUUCAAAAACUCGACGACGUAGUGCCCCCUGGUGGAGAAUACACCUACGUGUGGGAUAUCGUCCCUGAGUUCGGCCCCGCCAAGGACGACCCUGACUGCAUCCCCUGGGUGUACCACUCGCAUGGCCCGGAUGUACCCCGGGACACUAACUCGGGUCUGAUCGGAGUUCUCCUCACAUGUAAACCAGGUAGUCUUGACAAGAACGGUAACCGACGGGACGUCGAUAAGGAAUUCGUAGCACUGCUGAAAAACUUCGACGAAAACCGAACUUGGUACACGAGCAACAUCAUGCACUCUAUGAAUGGCUUCAUCUACGCCAACGGCCCCCGGUUCGAAGCCUGUGUGGCUGACCGAGUGGCGUGGUACGUGAUCGGAAUGGGCUCGGAGACCGAUAUCCACGGCUUUACAGUGGACGGCGAGACUCUCACGUGGAACAGUCACAGAAAGGAGUCUGUGGGGGUGUUCGCUACAAGUUUCGUGUCGGCGGAGAUGGUGCUGGUGAAACAGGGCGAGAAACUCGUGUACUGUGACACCACCACGCACUUUGAGGAUGGGAUGGAGGUGUAUAUAGACGUCAGGCAGUGCAACGCGAAGAUGAAUACAUACAAGACAAGCGGGACAACUCGAAAGCACUUCCUGUCUAUAGAGGAAGUGAUCUGGGAUUACGCGCCAUCUGGUAUGAACAAACUAACCAAACAGGGCUUGGUGCGAACAGGAAGUACUGAAGCGAUCUACUACCAGGCGCGCGCUAACCGGAUCGGCAGCCAGUACAUCAAAGCGCUGUUUUAUGCGCACACCGACUCGUCGUUCAAGACAGAGAAGCUUCGUUCUCGUGACGAGUCGCACCUCGGCAGCCUCGGCCCCACCCUCAGAGUGGAGGUGGGGGACAUUCUGGAGGUGGUUCUCUUCAACAACGCCACUCGACCCUUCUCGUUCCUGCCGCGAGGUCUCAUCCCGUACGGAAACAUCGCCGUCAACAGUUCGUUAGUGACGCAGCCAACAGUGCCACGUGAGAAACGAAUGUAUCGCUUUUAUGUGCCCGAGGAGUCGGCCCCGAGCGCCUCCGACCCGCCGUGCAUCACGUUCAUGUAUCACUCCGCCGUGGACCACGUGAGGGACGUGUACUCGGGACUCGUCGGGCCGCUUCUCGUCUGUAAGAAGGGCAGUCUCGACCACGAGGGCAAACAGAAAGGUGUGAGUCGGGAGCUGAAGCUGUUCCUGUCAGAGACGGACGAGAACAAGUCAUGGUACAUCGACCGCAACAUCGACAAGUUCUGUGUGUCCAGGGAGGUCGACAAACUCGACCUGCUCUUCAUCGAGUCCAACAUCAUGAGAUCAAUCAACGGGUUUGGCUUCGGCAACCUACACGGUCUGUCUGUCUGUAAGUCUCAACUGGUCGCCUGGCACCUUCUGUCUGUCGGCGGACACACCGGCGUGCACUCGGUCUACUUCCACGACCUCGACUUCAUCCAGGACGGGAACAGACAGGAUACGAUCCCGCUCUUCCCUGGAUCGUCCUUCACCUUCAUCACGAAAGCAGGCAACGUCGGUAGAUGGGAGAUCGUCUGUCGGAACAUCGACCACUACAAGGGCGGCAUGUCGGCGCUGUAUGACGUCAGCGAGUGCGGCUACCACGAGGCCCAGUCCAUCUUCCAGAGGGGGAAACGUCGACGCUACUUCAUUGGUGCCGUCGAGAGAGAGUGGAACUACGCGCCCAGCUUGAGAGGCUUGAUAAAGGGAGGCAACCUCACCGACCCCACUAGCAACUCGUACCGCUACUUGAACACGGAGCCUGGCUACAUAGGACCCAAGUACCUGAAGGCGCUGUUCCGGGAGUUCACGGACACGUCGUUCCGAUUCGAAAAGCAGCGAACACCGGAAGAAGAACACCUUGGCAUUCUGGGGCCUGCGGUGAAAGCGGAAGUAGGAGACGAGAUCGAGAUCGUGUUCAAGAACCUGGCGACGAGACCUUACUCGAUGCAUGCCCACAUCGUCAAGACGGACAAGGCCAACGAGGGCACGUUCUACUCCGAUGACGUGAGCUCGCGGGGCGAUAACGGCGUCCCGCCCAACGCGUUCACCGUCUACCAGUGGCGCGUGCCGUCUGGUCCAGGCCCGAACGACCCGCCGUGCAUCUCGUCGCUGUACUACUCUGCGCAUGACCAGAGCAGAGAUCUGUACUCCGGACUAGUCGGACCUAUCAUCAUAUGCAGGAAGGGGGUGCUGGACGACAGCGGUGGCAGAAAAGACGUCGAUAAAGAAUUCAUGGUCCUGUUUUCCAUAUUCGACGAAAACGAGAGCCUGUACAUAGGCGACAACAUACACACGUACGCGCCGUCGAGGAACAAGACGAACCCUCGAGACCCGGCGUUCGUCGAGAGCAACAUGAUGCACUCCAUCAACGGGCUGGUGUACCAGGCGGUGCCCGGCAUCACGAUGGCGGUGGGCGAGAAGAUCGCCUGGUACCUCCUGGGGUUCGGCUCGACGAAGGACGUGCACACCGUCCACUUCCACGGCCAGACCGUGCUGUACGAGCACAGCGGCCAACACACGCUCGACGUGCUCGACGUCUUCCCGGAGAGCGGCGCCUCCGUCGUCAUGCAGGCCAUCAACCCCGGCGUCUGGCUGCUGCACUGCCACGUCAAUGACCACAUGGAGGCCGGCAUGGAGACCAUCUACACCAUACUGCCCAAGGGAAGUAACUCGUUCAUCGCAAAUGUCCCCGACAAACGAGCAGAGGAAAAGUCUAAGGUGACUGGUGAACCAGUUGAUGAGAAAUCGUCUCUAGCUAAUAAAACGUCUGGAUCCCAUAUCGCGAUCAACCAAAAUCUGAGAAAUGGAACUAAGGGAAAAGAACACCUGCCUGCAGAACGUGUUAAUGAUGAUGUUCCUUGGGGAGAUAAAUCGAAAAGUACAGUCCCGGAGGUAAAUUCUAAAUCAGACGACAUUAAUGUAACACAUUCAGGUGACAUUCUUUCUACACAGAACGAUAGUAAUUCUCUAAACAGGGAGGAAACUCAUGCUGUACUCAACAAAACAAAACCAGUGUCAGACAAAACCAAGUCUCCACUACAGUCUACAGACAAAGACUCCAUUUCUAAUAUUACUACAUUUUUGUCUGACCAAUCAAAAUCUUCACAUACUGAUGACGUCAGCUUUGACACAAAAUCCACUAAGUCGUCUGUAAAGGUGAUCACUGAUUCUCAAAGUUCAUCGCAACCGACAGACGAAGAUACCACUUCUCAAAUGACUACAUCACAAAAUGUAGUUCCUCGGAGAGACACAACUAAAAGACAACAGCCACCCUCACGAGAUAGCUCAGUUUCUGGAAGCACGAAUAUCACCUCAAGCAUCACCAAAGUAACUGAAAUAAUAUCUGAAUCGUCUCAGAAGGGCACCAUGGUUACUGAAUCCACGAAGACACCCGAAGAUGAUGAUACGUCAACAACGCAAGGUACAGUAUCUGCAAGUGCCAUCUCAGCCGAUAAUGAUGACGUCAUCACCCCUGUAGCAGCCGAUAAUAUGAACUUCACUUAA